This is a messenger RNA of Brassica oleracea var. oleracea, 847 nucleotides long. RefSeq names its product topless-related protein 4-like. The record is from RefSeq and is a predicted model, not a curated record. The transcript has 5 exons. Lineage: Eukaryota; Viridiplantae; Streptophyta; Magnoliopsida; Brassicales; Brassicaceae. Bases 67 to 720 code for a protein of 217 amino acids.
GAUCAGAUAGCCGUCUAGGUAACUGUAAGCUGUAAGCUGAAGUGAUUCUCAGAAUCCCAGUAUAGAAUGGAUUCCAUGAGGGCUGAUCUUAUACGGGGUUUGGAAACUAGUCUCCCUACAACUUUCGACAGAGAACAUUUUGUUGCAUUACUUGUUAGUGGGGACGUCGAUGGAGCCGAGGAGUAUCUGUCUGUUUUCACCACACAGGAUUCAAAUUAUUACUCAAACCUCAUGUUCUACUUUGUUAAGAGGCAGAGAUUCUUCAAGUUUCUUGUCGAAGGUGAGAACAUAAAAGCAGGAUUUCUGCUGAUCUUUUCCCGACCUUAUGGGAUGAUGGAAAUGCCAAUACCAGAAACGGACGAGUUUAUCAGUCGUGAUAUCCAACGCAUUGCACAUGAAGGCCUUAAGGAAUGGGAGGAUGCUAGAGAUAACGGAUACACUUUUGAUAUCCUUUCGGUUGCAAAAUCUUUCACGGAUGAGAUGUUUACGAUGAUGAAUCAACUCAUUCCCAUGAACCCAGAUCUGCACAAGAAAGAAGAAGGAGAAGACAUAUCUUCUCAAAUGCACAAGUUACAUUUACAAGACAACCAUGCAGCUGUAGCCUUUAACGGUGGAGAGAUGAAUAAGGACAAGGACUCUCCCAAGUUGACCAUAUAUAUGGUUGCUCUACUGUAUGUUCUGUGUGCUGUGAAAUUAAAUUGGCGUAUUUGCUUAUUAUAACACAUAAAUAAUUAAGGUUCUUUUGAAUGAGAGUAUUAUGUCCAUGAAAGACACUUUUUUUGUAUUAGUGAAUCACACAUGUGGGGGACAACAUAAAAUAUUUUCAGGUUCCAAAUUUAGUUACAGA